AUGCCUCCUUCGCCCUGGAUCUGCUCAUCAUGCUUGCGCAGACUUGCGCUGCCGCUUCGCCAUGGCGUGCGAGUACAGCAGCGGUUGCAAAGCACUGCUAACCUAACGAAAGUACCGUCAAGUAAUGCGGUCUCACCUACCCUACUUUCCAAAGCUCGGUCUAUUGCGACAGAGUACACGAACCUCAGUCAGAAGCUGGCUACCGACUUCGAUGCGAGUGCUGCGAAACGAUUGGGGGAGCUGUCGCGUACUGCGGACGCUGUGAAGGCGUAUGACAAAGCACGCUCAUCAUGGGACGAACUACAAUCGCUCUUGAAGUCUUCAGACAAGGAGCUUCAGGAGCUGGCACAAGACGAUGUCGAACCUGCCAAUGAGAGAGUUGAGAAGGCGGAAGAAGCGCUGAAGUCGAGCUUGAUACCCACACACCCAUUCGCGCAUCUACCCUGUCUCGUCGAAAUUAGACCAGGAGCUGGAGGAGAUGAGGCUGCUAUAUUUGCAGGAGAUCUGGUACGAAUGUAUGAGGCUUAUUGUGCGCGGAAUGGCCUUCGAACUUCGCUACUAAAGUAUGAAACUGCGGACUACACUGCUUCGGGGAGCGGUGCAGGUGGGGGCGCUCACGUACAGGAAGCUGUUCUUGAAGUUGAGUCUCCAGGCGCAUACGGAAUCCUUCGUUGCGAAGCAGGCGUGCAUAGAGUUCAAAGAGUGCCAGCUACCGAGAGCAAAGGCCGCACACAUACCAGUGCCGUAAGCGUUCUGGUCCUGCCAUCGGUUUCGGACGAUGCGGGGGACAUGGGCGAAAACAGCUUCAACGAUCCAAAGAGCGACUACUACGUGGAUCCGAAGGAGGUCAGAUCAGAGGUCAUGCGAGCAGGAGGGGCAGGCGGCCAGCACGUCAACAAAACCGAGUCUGCAGUCAGACUGACCCACAUACCUACGAACACUGUCGUCGCAAUGCAAGACACGCGCUCGCAGGUGAAGAACCGUGAAAAGGCAUGCCGAAUUCUGCGAUCGCGAAUAGCCCAGAUGCGGCGUGAAGAGAGAGAAGAAGAGCUGAUGCGCAUGAGACGGACGGCUGGUGCUGGAAAAGUCGGACGAGAGAACAAAGUCAGGACGUACAAUUGGGGCCAGCAACGUGUGAGCGAUCACCGCAGUGGUCUGGACUUAAGGAACCUGGCCGAGGUCAUGGACGGAGGCAAGGCGCUCGAGACCGUCAUGGAUAGCGUUCGAGGCUGGAUGGCGGAGCAAGAAGUCUUGGGCCUGAUUGCUGAGGAGGAGGUCAAGCAGACGCAAGGCAAAUGA
Messenger RNA from Zasmidium cellare ATCC 36951, 1299 nucleotides. RefSeq lists its product as uncharacterized. Bases 1 to 1299 code for a protein of 432 amino acids. The record is from RefSeq and is a predicted model, not a curated record. Gene Ontology annotation, biological process: translational termination. Gene Ontology annotation, molecular function: translation release factor activity. The transcript has 2 exons. NCBI's taxonomy places the organism in Eukaryota, Fungi, Ascomycota, Dothideomycetes, Mycosphaerellales, Mycosphaerellaceae.